UUUCUGUGUGUCUUCACUGAUUUCGAACAAAAUUACAGCUGCAGCUUUUUUUUGCCAGUCACCAUGUCCUCCAACGUUCCAAUUGCUCAUGGCGAUAUCACAGCCCCUACUCCGCAGAACACGCCCUUGACCCAGGCUCCAAUUGCCGCUGGGCUUUCUCGUCCUACUGUGCCAGAUAUAUCUGAAGACAAUGAGGAAGAUGACAAAGAUGACUCCCCUACCGCCGCAGGUGGUGUGCAGGCCGCCAUGCUAGGUCUCGUCCAAGGUCGUCUUGCUGAUUUGGUCGGAAAGAGCUCUGGUUACAUCGAAAGUCUUCCAGUUGAGGUCAAAACGAGUGUAGAGGCGUUGAAAGGGGUGCAGGUAAAACAAAACGAGCUGCAAAAUCAGUACAAACGUGAAUGUCUCGAACUUGAAAAGAAGUAUCUUGAACUUCAAAAGCCUUUGUAUGAGCGAAGACAUGCGAUCAUCUCUGGUUCCGCAAAACCCACUACCGAGGAGAUAGAGGCUGGAGAGAAGCAGUCUUUGAAAGAUGAUCCCGAGUACGCUGCACUCUCCAUCGACGGCUAUCCCCGAAUUCUGGCUUACUGCUCUCCGUAACCAUAUCGGCCUGUC
Serpula lacrymans var. lacrymans S7.9 is the source of this 612-nucleotide messenger RNA. RefSeq lists its product as uncharacterized. Lineage: Eukaryota; Fungi; Basidiomycota; Agaricomycetes; Boletales; Serpulaceae. The transcript has 3 exons. Gene Ontology annotation, molecular function: histone binding; chromatin binding. Gene Ontology annotation, biological process: nucleosome assembly. The annotation marks the transcript as partial. Gene Ontology annotation, cellular component: chromatin; nucleus. The record is from RefSeq and is a predicted model, not a curated record.